AUGUACAGUGUCGGGUUGAAACACUCUGGCGGUAUAUUCCGUGGCGUCGUGGCCGCGCGCCAACACAUACGCUCGAUUUCUCAGCUGCGGUCUCUGGCCGAGUUCCAGAAGGCUAUUGCCGGAGAUCGGCUGAGUGUAAUUGACUUUUACGCAACGUGGUGCGGGCCCUGCAAGGCCGUGGCACCUCACAUUGAGAAACUCUGCAAGGAAAAGCCAUCGGUUGCUUUUUACAAGGUGGACGUUGACGAAUCGCCCGAAAUUGCAGCAGAGUGCCAAAUCACAGCGAUGCCUACUUUCGUUUUCGCCAAAAAAGGACAACCCAUCGGAAAGGUCGUUGGUGCGGACGUGCGAGGCGUAGUCCAGGGCAUCAAAGACCUUGAGUGA
Messenger RNA from Lachancea mirantina, 384 nucleotides. NCBI's taxonomy places the organism in Eukaryota, Fungi, Ascomycota, Saccharomycetes, Saccharomycetales, Saccharomycetaceae. The record is from the annotation of a GenBank genome assembly.